This is a messenger RNA of Temnothorax curvispinosus, 445 nucleotides long. Its product is annotated as odorant receptor coreceptor-like. Lineage: Eukaryota; Metazoa; Arthropoda; Insecta; Hymenoptera; Formicidae. Gene Ontology annotation, cellular component: plasma membrane. The transcript has 3 exons. Bases 88 to 348 code for a protein of 86 amino acids. The record is from RefSeq and is a predicted model, not a curated record. Gene Ontology annotation, molecular function: olfactory receptor activity; odorant binding. Gene Ontology annotation, biological process: sensory perception of smell; detection of chemical stimulus involved in sensory perception of smell.
AUUAAUUCUGACGUUAUAUUUUAGGUUUCUGAAGCUAUUUCGCACGAUAUUCAUUAUCUUGUAUUUCACUUUCUAAUCGUAGUUGAUAUGUUUGUAUAUGUGUUUUUAUUUAACUAUGCUGGACAAGAAUUUAUGGAUCAUAAUGACCACAUAUUUUCCACUGCAUACAAUGUUCGGUGGUAUGUAACACCAUUACACGUACAGAAGCUAAUAUUAUUUCUCUUGCAAAGGGGUAACAAGACUGUCAGUCUUAAUUUUGGCAUAAUGUUCGUGUUGUCCUUAGAAUUAUUUGCAGCGUUAACGAAGGCAUCGAUAUCUUAUUUUACCGUUAUGUGUUCGAUGCAAUAGCGAACAUUUUUGAUCCAACGACUGCAGUUGUAUAAACGUAUUGCAAUUUCGCACUCAGAGAAAAAAAUCUUUGUUAUGGCAACUUUAAGGUGACAAC